Coccidioides immitis RS is the source of this 3337-nucleotide messenger RNA. RefSeq names its product aspartate-tRNA(Asn) ligase. Gene Ontology annotation, cellular component: aminoacyl-tRNA synthetase multienzyme complex; cytoplasm; cytosol. The record is from RefSeq and is a predicted model, not a curated record. NCBI's taxonomy places the organism in Eukaryota, Fungi, Ascomycota, Eurotiomycetes, Onygenales, Onygenaceae. Bases 344 to 3112 code for a protein of 922 amino acids. Gene Ontology annotation, biological process: aspartyl-tRNA aminoacylation. Gene Ontology annotation, molecular function: RNA binding; aspartate-tRNA ligase activity; ATP binding. The transcript is spliced from 3 exons.
CAUCAACAGACAUCGUAUAGAAGCACAAUGAACCGCGGCAUAGGCCUACCAUCCUGGUGAUAAAGUUACCCAUUUCCUGUUCCUUUAACCACUCAUCGUCUCAGGAACACUUCCAAACUUGAUGAGCGUCCAAACCACAUUCGAUCACAGUGUCAAUCUUUUUCUACAAAAUAGUCAUUCCCCAACAGAAAAUUCUGUUCUGUUGACGUUGCUUCUUCUGCAAUCCUCCUCGUAAGCAAUAACGGCCUUUAAAGCGAAAUUUCGACGAAUACAUUGAGGGUCAAGGACCUACCGGAAGAGACAAAGGGGCGAUACUCGUGAAAGAGCACCACCGCAAGUCACCAUGUCGAUUAAGCUAGCAUUGGCAAAAAUUAAAAAAGUCAGCUCAGAUAGCGAAUUGGUAUCACCCCGCCGGAGCAUAGCUCAAUUCAUGCAUGGCCGCGACUUCGUAUACUCGAGCGAUGACACAAGCGAAGAUAGCGAGUCCAUGAGCCGAAAGGAGCUUAGACGUGAAACACGACGGAAAGCGAAAUCACAAUCCCGUUCUCGAGCGAGUGAAGAAUCCAGUUUUGAUCUUGUGAGGAAGAAAGAGAGAGAUGAACAAGCUGCAAAGGAGGAAACUGAUGAGAUGCGGGCGCGAUAUGGGGAUUUGCCCUUUAUGCAAUCACGGGAUCGCCCACGACAAACCCUCGCCAAAUUUGAUUCAAUCACUCCCGACAUGGCUGGGCAGGAGAUCACUUUUCGUGCGCGCCUUCAUGUCGUUCGCCGCAUGGGACAGAAGUUGGUUUUUCUCGUUUUCCGUCAGCAAGUGAUCACUCUACAAGGCGUCCUUACCGAGAAGAAGGGAGAGAUAUCUAUUCUUAUGAUUCAGUGGGCAGAGCACAUCCGGGUUGGCUCUAUACUCAAAGUGAAGGGGGUGAUCCGAAAACCAGAAGUUCCCGUCAUUGGGACAACUAUGCAUGACCUGGAGGUACAUAUCCAGGAAAUCCAUGUCAUCGUCCGAAGAGAAGAGCCAAUCCCAUUCAGCGUCUAUGAAGCCGAACUCCCAGCAGUGGAAGAGGAAAAGAUCGAAGGUAGACGUACACGAGUGCCGGACCGGACAAGAUUAUCGAAUCGCAUCCUUGAUCUUCGGACAGACACGUCCCAGUCAAUUUUCCGCAUUCAGUCCGUAAUCUCUUCAUAUUUCCGUUCCACGUUGGACUCAAUGGGCUUCAUUGAGAUACACACACCAAAGUUGCAGGGCGCAGCGACCGAAUCGGGGGCCAGCGUUUUCAGCCUUGCGAAACAAAUGGCUAUCGCUUCGGAUUUUGAGCGAGUCUACGAGAUUGGAGCAGUCUUCCGCGCGGAAAACUCCAAUACCCAUAGACACUUAACUGAAUACACGGGUUUAGAUAUCGAAAUGGCGAUUGAGGAGCAUUAUCAUGAAUCUCUGGAAGUCAUUGAUCAAGUGAUAAAAAAGAUCUUCGAGGUAAUUUAUGGCAAGCACAGACGAGAGGUGCAGCUCAUCAAGCACCAAUUUCCCUCUGAGGAUCUGGUCUGGCUGGACAAGACCCCCAUCAUCACGUUCUCCGAAGGUAUCAGGAUGCUCAACGAAUCUGGAUGGAGAACUGAGGAUGGGAAAGAGCUCUCAGACCUGGAAGAUAUUUCAACUCGCGACGAGAUUCGACUAGGUGAACUAGUCAAGGAGAAAUACCACACUGACUAUUACAUCAUGGACAAAUUCCCCGCGUCCGCUCGACCUUUCUACGCGAUGCCUGACCCAAAUGAUAACAGAUUCACGAACGCGUACGAUAUUUUUGUACGAGGUCAAGAAAUCGUAUCUGGUGGGCAGCGUAUUCAUAAUCCAAUCAUGCUUGAAGAGCGUAUGAGGCAAAUGGGUGUCGAUCCUGCCUCCAUGGAAGAAUAUAUGGAAGGAUUCCAAUGGGGUGUACCUCCUCACGCCGGUGCUGGUAUUGGUUUGGAGAGAAUGCUGAUGUUAAUUCUGAAACUCGGCAAUAUACGACUUGCUUCAAUGUUCCACCGUGAUCCCAAGAGCUUCCCGGCUCAAGACCAACCAAUGGUUCUAAGACACCCGGAAGCAUCCACGCUUCACCCUCCAUGGGAAAGUAAUUCGACAUCGGCGAAUGAGGCUCCGCUAAUCGAACGAAAGUUCCAGGAACUCGCAGACCUUAUUGCAAAUUACGGCGAUGCCACCUCCACGUCUUGGUUCGAUGAACGAUUUCAGGUAUGGAGGGACGUCAAUACUGGCGCCGCAGUUGCCUACGUACCCAUCAACGGGUACGCUAUCAUCGCAGGAAAUCCACUCUGCGAUGUUUCACAGUACCCAAAAAUUGUACCACAGUUCCUCCGCUGGCUCAAGAAGGAGACUCGACUAAAACCCAUCUGGAUCCUCUGCUGCCUCGAGGUCGAAGAUAUCCUCGGUGAAAAGCUGGGCUGGCGGAGCCUUUCCUGCGUUGCUGAAGAACGAGUCGAUCCGCUGCACAAUCAAGCCGCGUCUGACGGUGAAAUAGCCCGCAAGAUUCGCCAAGCUGAGAACAACGGAGUAAAAAUCACCACUUUCCAGUUCGGCCAGUCAAUACCUGGGAAGCUCCAGGAGAGAAUCGACAAGCGAAUUCAUGGCUGGCUUUCCAACCGCAAAGGAACGCAAAUCCACCUCUCUCACAUAAGGCCGUGGCGGGACCAACGGCACAGACAGUAUUUCUAUGCUACCGACCGCGACGGCAAUAUCUGCUCCUUUGUUACGCUUGCACAGCUCUCUCCCAAAAACGGUAUGCAAGUCAAAUAUAGCUUGGACUUCCCUGGUUCACCUUCCGGCUCCAUCGAGUAUAUCGUCACGCACGCUAUUCAAACAGCGGCUAAAUCGGGAGUCAAAAUGCUUACUUUCGGCGGUGGCGCAACUGCGACGUUAACUCCAGGGCACAACAUCAGUAGUACAAAGGCAAAAAUACUAGCGACAACGUAUGAAGCUAUCGUGAAGCAAUUUAAGUUGAAUAGAAAAACGGAAUUUAGGGCAAAACUGGGUGCCCAUGAGGAUCCGGUUUAUAUUGCAUACCCGAAACACGGACUGGGGACGAAAGGAAUCAGAGCAGUUCUGAAUUUCUUUGAAGAUUGAUUUGACACUGUGCUUCUUUUUUUUCCCGCAAAGUUAAUAUUGUGUCCUAUUUUGCGCUGUCAGUAAGAAUGCUGGAGUUUUUGUCAAUGGAUAUCCUUCUUUUAAUACAUUUUCUGAUACCUGUUGAUAAAAUUUGAGGCGCCCUUGGAUUAUGUCUUUGAUAUGUAUAUAUAUUCAUUCACAGCCUAUGUAAAUAGAGAAUUUGAUAUUUUCGCAACUCACGAA